Messenger RNA from Apis laboriosa (Himalayan honeybee), 1474 nucleotides. Its product is annotated as protein pelota. Gene Ontology annotation, cellular component: cytoplasm. NCBI's taxonomy places the organism in Eukaryota, Metazoa, Arthropoda, Insecta, Hymenoptera, Apidae. Gene Ontology annotation, biological process: ribosome disassembly; nuclear-transcribed mRNA catabolic process, no-go decay; RNA surveillance. The transcript is spliced from 10 exons. The record is from RefSeq and is a predicted model, not a curated record. Bases 186 to 1349 code for a protein of 387 amino acids.
UCUAAAUUCAUUAAUCAAGUCAUGAGUGUGACUGUUAAUCGACAGAAAAGUAUCAUGUUUAACUUAUGGCAUAAUUUAUUUUAUGUUAUUCUAAUUAAACUUAAAAUAUGGAAUGUCUGAUUUUCUUAAAUAUAAAUCUGUGUUAAUUAUUCUUAAGAUUUAAUAAAUACGAAAAUCUGUAUAAAAUGAAACUUGUGUCUAAAAAUGUUGAUAAAGAUGGAGAAGGGGGUGUGUCUCUUGUCCCAGAAAAUACAGAAGAUAUGUGGCAUGCAUAUAAUCUUAUUGGUGAAGGAGAUUUUGUUACUUGUUCUACUAUUAGAAAAGUGCAAAUGGAAUCUGCAACUGGUAGUUCUAAUAGUUAUAGAGUCAGAACUACUUUGACUAUAUGUGUAGAAGGUAUUGACUUUGAUACCCAAGCAUGUGUUUUAAGACUGAAAGGUAGAAAUGUAGAAGAGAAUAAAUAUGUUAAGACAGGAGCAUAUCAUACACUGGAUGUAGAACAAAAUAGAAAAUUUACAAUUACAAAAACUAAAUGGGAUUCUAUUUCUUUGGAAAGAGUUGAUACUGCUUGUGAUCCUACACAGAAUGCAGAUGUUGCUGCUGUUGUAAUGCAAGAAGGUAUAGCACAUAUUUGCUUAAUAACUUCCAAUAUGACAAUAGUUCGAGCAAAAAUAGACCAAGUUAUUCCUAGAAAAAGAAAAGGAAAUGUUUCACAACACGAAAAGGGUUUAACAAGAUUUUAUGAUAACAUAAUGCAAGGAAUUUUGAGACACAUCAAUUUUGAUAUUGUAAAAUGUAUUAUUCUUGCAAGUCCUGGAUUUGUCAAGGAUCAAUUUAUGGAUUAUAUGAUUCAGCAGGCCAUUAAAUUAGAUAAUAAAAUAAUAUUAGAAAAUAAAGGAAAAUUUUUACUUGUGCAUUCUAGUUCAGGUUUUAAACACUCUUUGAAAGAGAUUUUAGCUGAACCUGCAGUAAUAUCGCGAAUUUCGGAAACGAAAGCAUCAGGUGAAGUAAAAGCACUAGAAACAUUUUAUACAAUAUUACAGACUGAUCCUUCUAGAGCUUUUUAUGGAAAGAAACAUAUUGAGAAAGCUAAUGGAUCUCAAGCUAUUGAAACACUACUUAUUUCAGAUAAAUUAUUUAGAUGCCAAGAUAUUAAUUUGAGAAAGGAAUAUGUUGAAUUAGUUGAAAGUAUAAAAGAUUCUGGUGGAGAUGUAAAAAUAUUUUCAAGUUUGCAUGUCUCAGGUGAACAAUUAGAUCAACUUACUGGAAUAGCAGCUAUACUACGUUUUCCUAUGCCAGAAUUAGAGGACGAAAGUGAUGACGAAAGCGAUUCAGAUGAAGAGGAUUAAAAAAGCUAAAAUAAUAUGCUAAUGUAUAACUUCGUAUCUGUUUGUGCUGUGCGCAAUCAAAAAUACAACAAAAUAAAAUAUAAAAUAUAUUAAUAAAAAAAAUUAAUAUUUUUCUUGUUUUUAAA